Theileria parva strain Muguga is the source of this 351-nucleotide messenger RNA. RefSeq names its product Mnd1 family protein. The coding region runs from base 1 to 351 and encodes 116 amino acids. The record is from RefSeq and is a predicted model, not a curated record. The transcript is spliced from 4 exons. Lineage: Eukaryota; Apicomplexa; Aconoidasida; Piroplasmida; Theileriidae.
AUGAAGAAGAACAGCAUUGAGGAGAAGCGAAUGAAACUGUAUAAAUUAAUGGAUGAUGAAGGCGGAUUUUAUAAUAAAAAGGAAUUCGAGCAAUUAGCAAGAAAGUGCCUGAUUCAGCCAAUGGCAAUCAAAGAUUCAAUGAACUUUUUACUGAACGAAAACUUAAUAUUAUCUGAAAAAGCCGGUAUUUCUACUGUUUACUGGGUACCUAAAAUCAAUGAAACGGUUGUAUUGACCAAAAAGAAAGACCAGUUAAUAGAUGAGAAGGAGAAAUUGAUUGAAAAAAAGAAAAGUUUAGAAAUUGAGAGUAACAACUUAAAGGAAGAGUUAAAGGGCAUAAACGUAAGUUAA